Messenger RNA from Symbiodinium pilosum, 594 nucleotides. The record is from the annotation of a GenBank genome assembly. Lineage: Eukaryota; Dinophyceae; Suessiales; Symbiodiniaceae.
UUGAACUACCAGCCGUAUUUCGACACCUUGGAAGAGCUGUUCACUUUCCACAAAGAAAAGAAGCUCAUUUUCGACAAGAAAGUGAGUGAUCUUGCAGCCAACACGAAUGGCACCGCUCUCAUACCUGGCUUGAAGGGGUACCGAUUGACAGAUAUUGUAAGAGCCACCAUUCUGUACGACUCCAUCCCUGACAUGUACCACGGGUUGCAGGCUAUCGACAAGGACGACAGCCUGCGAAUCAUCGAGUUCAAUGACAGGUAUCAAGAGCAUCUCGACAGUGGCUACCGAGAUCUUCAGCUGGCUGUCAGCAUCAAUGACAUGGUCUGCGAACUACAGCUCAACACGCAUGUCAUGGCCUUCGUGAAGGAGCACAGUGGCCAUCGUGGUUUCGAGGUAAAGCGCGAGCUCGUGGCGGCAAUAGCGCAGUCUGAUGCUGGCAGGUGCAGCGAGAUCCUGUUCCUGGGUCGGCACAGCGUUGUCGCGGAUGGCCCUGAUCACUUAAAGGACAUCCUGGACGAUGACCGCCAGCCCGUCCUGCAUCAGGUCCGCCAGAUUGGUUCUGGGCUUGCAGGUUACACGAUACAACUAGAUUGA